This is a messenger RNA of Lentinula edodes (shiitake mushroom), 746 nucleotides long. RefSeq lists its product as uncharacterized. Gene Ontology annotation, cellular component: intracellular anatomical structure. NCBI's taxonomy places the organism in Eukaryota, Fungi, Basidiomycota, Agaricomycetes, Agaricales, Omphalotaceae. The record is from RefSeq and is a predicted model, not a curated record. Gene Ontology annotation, biological process: protein modification by small protein conjugation; macroautophagy; protein lipidation. The coding region runs from base 29 to 664 and encodes 211 amino acids. The transcript is spliced from 3 exons. Gene Ontology annotation, molecular function: Atg12 transferase activity.
UACACCCCAGCGCUGUUGCUCUCACGCAAUGUUAACUCGGCCUCAAUUCGAUCGCGCCUGCAAGCUUCUUGUCCAGAAAUGCGAAAACUUCACACCAUCCAGGUCUAACAAUGCUAUGAGGGGCUGGUCUUGGAAUGAGCAUCCUUCGGUAUCAGGCUUGGGCUAUCUGUGUCGCACCUCAAAUUAUCUUUCCCGAGAUAUCAGACUAUCUAUGGACGUAAAUUCGGACGAAAUCUACGCCGAGAUCGAUGAAGCGGCCGCAACCUGCAUUGAUUCUGAAACACUGACUUCUCAACAAUAUGUGGUUUAUUCCGCAACAUUUCAAGUUCCUUGCUUUUACUUCGCAAUGUAUCGCUCAAAUGGUGUGCCGUUGUCGAUCAACGAGUUGAUUUCUUCGACACUGUUUCGACCCGGUAUUUUCCAGGAUGCUGACAUCACUACUUUCGCUCUUACACGUCGCGAUACACCGUUUCCGCUGAUAUCGCAGGGAGAUCACCCAACAACAGGAAGGCCGUGCUGGUUCCUGCAUCCAUGCGAGACUACUGUUGCAGUCGAAGAAUUGUUGAAGGAAGUCGAGAAUGACAUAGACGAGGAAGACAUGAGGUUGUUGAUGUGGCUCAAAUUAUGGUUCACGGUUCUCGGAGGGGUUGUGGACUUACAAUAAUUGGACUAGAAUAGCACAUACAUGUAAGACACCUCGGGACCGGGUCAUUACCGGAGCAGAAUAUAAACAUACAUAAGCAAUC